This is a messenger RNA of Ambispora leptoticha, 3393 nucleotides long. The record is from the annotation of a GenBank genome assembly. Lineage: Eukaryota; Fungi; Glomeromycota; Glomeromycetes; Archaeosporales; Ambisporaceae.
AUGGAAGCUUCAACUAGUAAAAGAGCAACGUCAAACACAUUGAACCUACAAGCACCAAUAAAUGAAGCACCACCAAUACCACCGCUUGUCAAUGUUUCAACAUCAGCAGCGAAUUUACCGUCUACGAAGCAACAAAUUAAUACAAAAAGUCUUGUCUCACCAAAUGCCAAUAAUAAAAAGGCCGUCAGAACUCCAACGAAAACAAAAAAGCCGCAGGUGGGUAACGUAAAAACUGCGACUUCGCUACCUCAAGUUAAACAAGUGAGAUCUUCUGCCAUUCGUAAACCCACAACGAGUAGUAGUAACACUGGCAUAGGUGGUAGUAUUUCGUCCGCAAAAUCUAAGCCUCAGCUAAGAAAGCAAAAGUCACUAGAAGAGACUUUUGUUAACAAAUCAGCAUAUCCUCCGAUAGCCGCCACUAUUGAUGAUAAUAAUAAUGGUACCGAUCCUAUGAUAAUAGAAGAGCAAGAACAACAAGAAUUUCAUCAGACAGACCCAUUUGAAAUAAAUGAUCCAAAUGUAGUUCAACGCAUUCCGGUAUAUUUCACAAAUCAAUUGGGGUUACCAGGAGUUCAGUUACUCCAGUUCCCGAUACGUGAAAAAUCGCGUCCAUAUGCGGAAGGAGAACAACCGAUAAAAACACGACUGAAACCGAAUUCUAAGCAUCUUGAACUUGAUAUACCACUGGAUACAAAUAAUGCGUAUUAUGAUAAACACCGAGGCCAAGAAUUGGCAUUGGGAACCAAUGAUGAGAUGGCAAAGACGAUACGCGAUCGAUUUUCACAAGUAAACGAUGAUGAUAAAUUGGAUAGGCAAACCCUACAGUCUACGGCUGUUCCACCAAGACUUCGGCCUGGUCUCAAAUAUCUCGACAAGAUUGACGAAAAACAAAAAGCAGCAAAUAAGAAAAUUGAUGAAGAAGAAUCAAAAGAAUUGAAUCCUGAUGUUGAUAAUGAAGAGCCCGCAGCAUCACAAAAAGGCAAAGGAAGAGGAAGAGGGAGAGCAGUUCAAAUAUCCGCAAAGACGAACGAUCCAGAUGCUGCUGCAAAGCGAAAGAGCACAUAUUCCUUAUCUCAACGAGAAGCAGAAGACGAAAAAUGGAUUGAAUUAGAUUAUUAUUAUUGGAAGACGCCAGAAGCAGCAAGAUUGUUUGACAAGAUAGAGGCUGACAAACGACACUGUGCAAAUUUAGUUCCAAAGACUGGACGUAAAUCAUAUCUUGAGGCUAUUCAACCUCCUAAACCUGAUUUAGCGAAAUUAGGCCCCAGAAUCUUGGAUGACGAUGAAGAUGAAGAGAUGGAAUCAUGUGAUUUUAAUGCACGUGCAAUAAUUACUCGUGACCAACUGAACAACUCAUUAUUCGAAGACAUCUUAAAAAUGGCGGAAACUGUGCAAUAUUAUCUCGAGCAAAUGGUGCCCGAGCUUGAAGACUUGGAGCAAAAAAAAUUAUUUACUAAAGCGGAAAUCAAAUUAAUUAUAAAGAGACGGACGAAUUUUGAGUAUUCUUUAGAACGUAUCCAACCACAAAAAAUGGACUUCCUGCGAUAUAUUGAAUACGAGAUGAAUUUGGAACAAUUACGAAAAAAGAGAAAAAAACGAAUGAAUAUAAAAGGAAAAACGACCAUAUCAGACUACGCGAUCCCUCGAAGGAUUUAUCAGAUUUAUGAUCGCGCCUUGAUAAAGUUUAAGGGUGAUGUUGCAUUAUGGUUACAGUAUAUUGAGUAUGCAAAGACUUCAGGUGCUGGCAAGUUGCUGGGUAAGAUUUAUGGGAGAGCGAUUCAAUUGCAUCCAACGAAACCAGAACUUUGGAUUCUUGCUGCAAAAUGGGAAUUCGAAUCUAACGCCAACAUAGUUGCAGCCAGAGUAUUAAUGCAACGGGGUCUCAGAUUUAACAACGCAUCAAAACAGCUAUGGCAGGAGUAUUUCAAAUUGGAAUUAUUGUAUGUGGAAAAAAUAACCACGCGUCGUAAAAUUCUCGGGAUAUUAUCAAAGGAGCCUAAAAAAAAUUCUGAAGAAGAACUAGAAAUCGAAGAGAGACCGGACAUAGAAAAUAUGAUUCGCUUGCCUAAACUUACCGGCGAGGAUCUUUACUUGUAUGAGAAUAAGAAACCAUUAACAAGUGAGAUUGAUGAGAAACAUAUCGAGAAACUUAAAGAGGAUAAUAAUAAGAUGCUGCAAGGAGCAAUCGCGAGAACUGUUUUUGAGAAUGCCAUUAAAGUAGCCAUUCCGGAUGAUUUAUUUUUUCGGCAGAAAUUUCUUGAUAUAUGUCGUGAAUUUACAAAUACCAAAGAAUUACAGGAACUAAUUUAUAACAGCAUUGAACAGGAUUUCUUUAAUGACGCCAAAGCACGCGCCUUUCUUGCUGAAAGACAUGUGACUUUUAUUUUAAAUAUAGAGUGUCCAGAGUUUAUAAAUGCUUUGAAAAAAAGUAUAAACGAAUUUGAACAAAGUAUUGAGAAAUUAAUGAAUACCGAAAUUUGGUAUCUUUAUACCAAAUUCCUGACUAAAUACUUUAAUCGAGUCACUGAACCAAAUUUGCGACGUUAUUUCUCAAAAUUAUUAACAAAAGCCUAUGAAACAACGGACACCAAAAAUCUAACAUCCAAUGAAAUGUACUUCGAUUGGGCAGAAUUUGUUUCAUCGCAUCUUAAUUCUCAUGAACUGGCGUUGGAAACCUUGGAAAAAGGAACGCAUAAAUAUCCAAAUUACGCGAAACUGUGGAUAAAGCGAAUCACUAUCACAUUAGAAUCUAAAGAUGAUACCAAAAAUAAUCCUUCGUCUCUGUUUGAUGAAGCAUUAAAACUGAAUCCAGUAUCACAAGAGCUAUGGCAAAUGUACCUUGAUUGGCUAUUUAAAAGAUUUAAUAAUGGCGAAUUGGUAGAAUCGAAACUAGAUGAUUUGUUGAUGGCAAGUUUCUUUGCUUGUCUCCUUGCAUCUUUAUGCGGAUCGUCUUCAAUCAACAACUCCCAAACGGAAUUAAGUUCUGUCCAAUAUGUCGUUGCAUUUCGUUAUCUCUCUUGGGUUAAAAAUCAAGGAGGGAUCAAGAAAGCCAGAAAAAUAUAUGAAAGUUUAAUUUCCAAAACGCUGCCCACCAGAUCAUUCUUUGAAAUAUGUAUUAAUUUGGAGAGAGAGAGUUUAGGGUCCUCUACGCAACCAAAUGAUAUCGAGCGCAUUAGUCGGCUUUACGAUCAAGCAUUAAAUGUAACCGAAUCCCAACAGGAUGAUGACGAUACUGAAAAAUUAUGGCUUGCCUAUAUCGAGUUUUUAUUAGUUAAUAAACAGUUUGGCAAGGCCAACAAUAUCUACUGGAGAGCUCGCAAAUCAGUACCAAAUCCAGAAUCAUUUGAAGUCGAAUAUCGAGGAUUGUUAAACCUUCAAGAUAACGUGAUGUAA